This is a messenger RNA of Scatophagus argus, 4559 nucleotides long. RefSeq names its product sperm antigen with calponin homology and coiled-coil domains 1 (gene specc1). The record is from RefSeq and is a predicted model, not a curated record. Gene Ontology annotation, cellular component: filamentous actin; microtubule organizing center. The transcript is spliced from 13 exons. Lineage: Eukaryota; Metazoa; Chordata; Actinopteri; Scatophagidae. The coding region runs from base 527 to 3619 and encodes 1030 amino acids. Gene Ontology annotation, biological process: actin cytoskeleton organization. Gene Ontology annotation, molecular function: protein binding.
AUGAUUUUGCAAAUGGUGAGCAGGCAGACAGAGUGUGAGGUCCUAGCCUGUAAGUUCCCUCAGUAAGAAAAGACAAGAGCUGCCUCUGGCAAAAAUGCAAAUAGUACCUUUCCUUUCCUCCUGCUCUCUGUCUCUUUGCACACUCGUCUUUUCAGUACCAGUGAGAGGGAUGGUUCGUCUCACCAUUGUUCAACUGGUAUUGGUGAGAGUAAACUGGCUGGCAGCAGUGGGAGGAGGUGUGUUAAUGUGCGUGCGUGGCCUGGGAAGCCACUCCUCCUCUGAGCUGAUUCCAGUCAUCACAGCAAUAAUGAAGUGCACACAGCGCUGCCUGCCCGCCUGCCUGCCAGUGUGACAUACUGUCACCGUUCUGGAGGACACACACACACACACGCACACACACUUACAGUCACUCAGUGACAGGACACGCAGCCUGCCUUCUCACACAUGCACGCACUCACACACACUCUCCACAGUCCUGGGAAGGAGUGUAGAGGAGAAAAGAAGAGCAGAAGGAGGGAAGAAUUUUAUGUGUCCUAUGGUUUCCUCUCUGUGUGGCUUACUGGCGCUGGUUGUGGGUGCUAAACAGAGGCAGCAACGCCGACACUCACACACACACACACACACACCUCACCCACGCAGCCACGGAUUCUUGGAUCAGUCCGCCCCGGUGUGGAGAGUGGGAGUCGUGGAUCGGAUCAACAUGGGGAACCAGGCGGGGAGACAGGAGGAAACAGAGUCAGGUGCACAAGCAGCCAAGAAAUCUGGUAUCCCAGCUCCUAGAGAAAUCCCCUCUAGCAUAACAAGAGAUCGCAUCUCUCUGAGGGACCAGCUUAGGAGCUCCACCACAAAGAAGAUGGUUUCUAGCGCCAGCACUUCCAGCCUAUCUACCCUGGCAAAGCAAACGCGCAGUUCAACCAAGUCCCGUGGAGACGCAGAGGGACAGGAAAAGGGCCUUCUGGAGUGCCAGGUGAAAGAGCUGCUGGCUGAGGCCAAGGCUAAAGACUUAGAGAUUAGCAAUCUCAGAAUGGAGUUGCAGCGCUGCAAAGGUAAAACCUCCCCUGCAUCUUCUUCUCCCUCCCCUAACUCUGUCUCACACCAAGAGCCUGCUGCAGAGCAAGACCAGGGACAGGCAACAGAGGCCCUUGUUCUGGUUGGAGAAUUGAGGGAAAAGAACGGGAAGUUUCAGAGAGAGCUGGCAGUGCUCAGGGAGGAGAACCAGGUGCUGAAGGAAAAGCUUCUUUGCUUGGAGGCCUCACCUCUCUCUAGUACAAGCACAAGCACUCCCUCCAAGCCUGUUGUGAAUGGCCUGCCCUCAAACUCCGACUCCUCAGCUCCACAACAGGACAGUCUUCCUUCUGCUGCCAGCCCUCUCAAAAAUUCUGUCUCAUCCAGUUCUGACAUCACCAAGGACUCACCAUCACCUGACUCCUCCGAAUUUGAGAAGAUCCCAUCACGCUCGGAGUCGGUGAGCAGUGGUGUCAGUGGGGGAGCUGUUACAGCAGGGGCAGUAAGCAGUGCAGAGGGGCAGAAUUUGUCAGUGCAGAGCCUGACGGAACAGAUUCACAAGAUGGAGGAGAGCCAUCACAGCACAGCUGAGGAGCUGCAGGCAACUCUGCAGGAGCUGGCCGACCAGCAGCAAGUGGUGCAGGAGCUGACAGCUGAAAACGAGCGUCUGGCUGAAGAGAAGCGCCUCCUGCAGACCUCACUUCAGCAGCAGCGAGAGCGUCUGGAGGUCCUGGUCCAGAAGAAUGAGACGCUGGCUGGUCGACUUCAGGAGCAAGCACAAGCUCAGGCCCAAAGGGAGGAGGAGCUGGGUAGCCAAGGGCCACGGCUGGCCGAGCUGGAGCAGAGGUAUGCAGAGCUGGUGGAGAGCUCACGGUUCGAACGGGAGAAGCUGGUGGACAUCCAGCAGCAGCUGACGGGCAGCCUGCGGGCUCUAGAGGAAGAGCACCAGGAGGCCCAGGGCCAGGUACGCUGCUUAGGAGAGGAGAUGGACAGGCUGCAGGCCCAGCUGGGCAGGGAGCUGGAAGCAGGAAGUCAAGCAGCACAGGCCGCAGAGGAGCUGAAGGUGACGGCAGAGAAUCUCAGACUAGAAAACAGUAGGCUGAAGGCACAGGUGGACAUUGAGAGGCAAAAAGUGGGUGAGCUGAAGGCCGUGCAGAGUGCCAGCGACAGCACUGAGGUGCACAACUUGCUGAAAACAGCACAUGCUGAGAGAGACAGGCUGGAGGCGGAGCUGACAGAGCUGAGGCAGGAGUUGCUUCAGGCCCAAGCUGAGACUGAGCAUGUGCAAGCCACAUUGUCCAAGGUGGAGGCCAAAUGCCAGCAGGUUCAGGAGCGGGCUGAGAGGAGGGAGCAGGAGCUCACCAGCCGGGUGACUUCUCUGGAGGAUGUCGGGAUCCAGGCUGAGAACCAGGUGAAGGAGCUGAAGGAGACCAUCUUUGAACUGGAGGACCAGGUGGAGCAGCAGAGAGCCGUCAACUGCCACACCAACCAAGCUGUCCUAGACAUGGAAAAUCUUGUCAAAAAGCUGGAGGAGCAGAAAGCUGAAACGGAGCGACAACUGAAAGUCUUGACCAGACAGAUGAAGGAUGAGAAAGAGGAGUGGCGCCGGUUCCAGGCGGACCUCCAGACGGCAGUGGUGGUGGCCAACGACAUCAAGGUGGAGGCUCAGCAGGAGCUGCGUACGCUCCGCAGGCAGCUGCAAGAAGAGCAGGAACGCAAUGCAAAGCUUUCCACGGACCUCGAGACCCUGCAGGGAAUCAGGUCCCAAGGUGACGAGGUGAGGGUGUCCGACUCCGAUAACAGCCGUCACUGGUGCGGCAUCUCCAUGAUCCCGACCGCACCCACAGAUGCCAGUGGAGAUGCCGACUCGGAGCCCGGAGCUACUGUCAAAUCCCUCAUUAAGUCCUUUGAUACAGUGGGGCAGAAUGGACCAGGACACACAGUUCAAAUGCAUUCCUCCCCAAGAAGCCCUCUGAGUGGGAUCCCAGUACGCACUGCGCCUGCCGCUGCUGUGUCCCCAAUCCAGAGACAAUCAUACAUAAAGCCACUAUCAAAGACAUUGGAAAAAAGGAUCAGCCAUGGAGAAUUCUCUCAUCAGUAUGAUAAGCUGUCAGGCUGCGGGGAAGACCUGAAACCUACCAGCCUAAUGAGAAAGAGCCCUUCUCUCGAGUCUGUAAUCAAAACCCCCACCUCCUUCAGCCGAACAGCAUCCUUCAGCUACAACCGCUGCAACAGCAAGCUCAGUGUGGAAAGAAAGGACCCCUUGGCUGCACUGGCUCGGGAGUAUGGAGGAUCUAAGAGAAACGCUCUACUGAAGUGGUGCCAGAAGAAAACAGAAGGCUAUCCGAAUAUCGAUGUGACCAACUUCAGCAGCAGUUGGAGUGACGGUCUGGCUUUCUGUGCCCUGUUGCACACAUAUCUGCCUGCCCACAUCCCAUACCAGGAACUCAUCAGUCAAGAUAAGGUCCGGAAUCUGACCCUGGCUUUCCAGGCUGCCGAGAGCAUUGGCAUCAAACCCUCCCUGGACAUCGAGGAGCUGAUGAAGACGGACAGGCCUGACUGGCAGAGCGUCAUGCUGUACGUCUCUCAGAUAUACAAGUACUUUGAGACCUGACCGGUGGGAAAAGAGGAGCAGGAGACAGAGCAGCUUUUCUGUCACACCUUGCAGACAGACUGAACGCUGCCACCUCAGUGCUUCUCCCGCUCAACGUUUGACCAAAUUCCAAAGGCUGCAGUCUUUGGUUUGAACAUGUGCCAGGUCUUCUGCUAAAACACAACUUAUAUGAGACCAUCCAUGCAUGGUUAAAGUGGAACCAUCUGUCUGAGUGUGCAGUGUGACGUCUCUUUCCACUGAACAACAUGCAGUCAUGAGUGAACUCAACUUUUUGGUACUAAAAUGUCUCAGAGGACCAAACGCUCCUCAUACUGAGCAAUUAUUGUGAACAAACAGGAGUUCUAUUUUGCAGAGCAGAAAGUAUUUUGACAGGUUUGAGUUGAACUGAAGCCUUUAUAUUUUCCACAUUUAAUUGUGUGCGUCCUUAGAUAAAAGCGAGACAAACCAUAGCUGCCAUCUGUGACGUCACUGUAAAAUGGCUGAGCACUUCGAGAGUUAAUUUUGUAGAAAUAUUUUUGAUGGAAACAGAUCGACUUCUAUGUUUGCAUUGUCUGCAGCAUUAAGGAUUGGCUCGGUCAACCCAUCAUACUGUGCCCAGCUUUGUUGCUUUCUAUCUACAUGGUAUUGCAGCUGCUGUGCAAAAUACAUAUUUUGCAUGCCAUGUUAAAUUAUUAAGAAGAGGACAUCUUUUACAUGUAAAAGUUGAGGCACAACACUUUCUCAGAGGUAUGAUUUAGACAAGCCUCCGUUUGCAGAUGUCCUUAUGUUUUGGAAGAUAGAAAGUAUUAUUUAUUUAUAUUCAUCCUGAAAAGUGAAAAUGUGGAAAGAAAUGUAUAAAGUUUUCUAUUUUAUGGAUGUGAAACUUGGAGGCCUAUUGGAUCAAUAUUGCUCAAUAAAGAAUCGUCAAGUUUUAUAUUCAGUCAUCAUAUUCAAUAAUUUA